AUGCGAUCAUCACGGACAGCGAUGCAUGCUUUGCAACGUACUCCCGCGCUGACUACAAUAAAUGUCGGCGAAGUAAACCAUGAGACUGGAAAAGGUGCAAACUACGAAGUUCCUGCAAAAAUCACUCCCAUACAGGUAAAACCGUCGUCCUUUUACAAUCAAGGUCCCCAACCGAUCCAACCAUAUUUACCUCAAUCACGAACGAAUAGCGGUUAUCAGCAGCUGAGUGGAGGUUAUCAACAGCCAAGUGGAGGGUAUCAGCAGCCAAAUGGAGGUUACCAACACCCGAGUGGUGGCUAUCUGCAACCUCAUCAGAGCUUCCAACCUCCACCUCCUUCUCUUCUACAACCGCAGCCAUUUUCUAUUCCACAGGCGCCAGUUUAUCAACCGCAACCGCCCUAUCAAGUAUCACCAGUGCAGUCAACACCACAGCAGGGUUGCUGUGGUGGUCAAUUGUUCAGUCAACAAGGUGGUUUAUGUAUGCCGAUGAAUUUCAAUCCUUGCCAAGGCCGGCAACAGUAUUCAAGUGGAGGAGGAUGCGGUGUCUGUUCGCCAACUUGCGUUUCGGCGUGCCCCCGCUCCGCACAAUCUUGUGGCAGUGGUAACUGCUGCGUGGCGCGGUCACCCGCUUGUUGUCCUCAGCCUAUGGCUUCACUAUGUUGUAAUCAAGUGGUUCAGUCAUGCUGUCAACCACAGCAACGACAAUGCUGCAAUUCGCAGAAUUCGUCUUGUUGCCCAAAUCCAUUCCAAGGCUGUUGCUGUAACCGGAGUCAAAUGUCCGGAUUGUGCCGACGACGCUCUAAACGGUCGGUUGGUCGACUACUUGGUCUUUGCGGGUCAGAAAUACGCUAG
Molecule: messenger RNA, 852 nt
Organism: Necator americanus (New World hookworm)
Lineage: Eukaryota; Metazoa; Nematoda; Chromadorea; Rhabditida; Ancylostomatidae
Exons: 8
Coding region: 1-852 (283 amino acids)
Source: RefSeq, a predicted model, not a curated record